AUGACCCACUCAAUCACUUCAACCGCCCCGACCAAUCCACCCGGCUCGACAUCUUAUUACAAACCCCCAAUCUUCUCUCUCCCACACGAAAUCAUCUCCACAAUUCUUACUCAUAUUCCGGAUCGAUACAAAAACCGCACUGUCAAGUCGUUAGAACUAGCUCUACCAGGGUACACUGUAACGAGUAAGGAGAAAUAUGGAUGUGUGGUCCUUGAAUCGAUCCAUUCGAUACAAGAGAUUAGGAAAUUGUGGAGAGAGAUGAAAAAUGAAGGUGAAUGGGUCAAGACAUUUGGGUUGGAAUCAUGGCAAUGUGAUCCUGACCUUUUAAACAAUGCUCUACGAUGCUGUCCCAACAUCGACAUGAUAAUGCUUAAUAUCGGAACUGAUUUCGGACCUGAUCAUCUGGCUGAAAUGUUUCAAGAACCUAGAAAUUUGAGGAGGAUGGAACUUCGGUUUAGGUUAUAUGUGGAGAGAGCUACUUAUUUACAGUUUUUGUCUGGAAUCUACUUCGACACCGCCAUAGAGGUUUUAUCUCGUUGGCCCGCUUGCCCCAGUUUCACCCACUUAUCUCUCGUCGAAGAUCCCCCUCCGCGCCAGAACUCAUCUCAUACCGAUUCAUCUUCACUCGUCACUUCUCUCACUGACCUGACACUUGACCCAUCACCCAUCCUCAAGCCUGAUGAUCGGAGCACGAAUCCGUCAAAUUCUUCUACCGGUCUGGGAGCGAAGAGUAUUACCACCUCUUCUCAACACACCUUUCUCCCAACAAAAACCAACUCGAAUUCUGAAACUUAUACCGGUCACGGUCCCAUUCCUUAUCUCUCCGAAAGACUCGCAUGGGUAAAACCUGAUUCUUUCGCCCAGCCUAUCGUAUUUUUCAACUUUAAAUGUCUCUCCCUUCUCGGUUCUUCACCCAUCGCAUCUAAUCUCACUCAUCUUCGUCUUCGAAUCCCCUCAAGAGACCUAGCACCUGUACUCAUUUCUCAAACUCAACCCGUUUUCCCUUCCUUACGAUAUCUAGAUAUCUCUACCACCAACAUGCGUCUAGGUACGACUUUGAUCAAACUUCUCAAAAGUCAUCCUUUCUUAGAACAUUUGGUCUUGGACAGAGUAAAUCUGUUCGGCUUCAAAGCUCGUGAGAAAGGUGCGGAGAUGUGUGCGGAAUUGGCGGGAUGUAUCAUCAGCGCGUGUGUACAAAGAGGGAAAGAGAAAGAUCAAGAAAUUGCUGCUUGGGAUUUUGCAGAACGAUCUAGAAUCGCAGCGGUCGAAGCUAGGAUUAGAGCUGAAUCUUCCAGACGGAGAAAUGAAGAAGAGGAGAAUGCAAGAUUAGAACGUGAACGUUUAUUAGCAGUGGCAAGAUCAAGAAGGGGACAUCGAUCAGCCGCUCAAUCAACUUUUUCAUUACGAGAUCGUCCGCUCAGAACCAACACCAUAUCUCAAUCACAAUCACAAAUACAAGUACCUCCAAGUGAUAGGAUAUACAUCGUUUUACCUCCUUUACCAAGUAUGAAAUCCAUUUCCAUUGGUGGAGAAGCACAAGGUGUAGCAACGGUCAAAGUUAAACACUGGGAAAGUUCAUUUCAAGAAGAAUGGAGAUUAGGUUUAGAGCGAUUAUUGAACUGGGCUAUACAUCAAGGUGAAAGGUAUGAAAGAGCUAUGAAGCAAGUGAGAGAGUAUGAAAAGAUUAUCUCUUCGACGAAGGGAAGUGGGAAUGGGAAUGGUAAACAAAAAAACAAAGACAAGGGGAAAGGGUUGAAACCAAGGAUGAACGUGAGAUUGUUUAGAUUUCCAUUUCCAGGAGAAUUCGAUGCCGAUCAGAAGAACAAAAUCUUCGCACACGAUGAAAGAAAUGACGAUAGAGUGUCUAGAGUUGAAAAUGAUAUCAAUGAGAUUAAGAUUGAAAAUAAAGAGAAGAUAGAGUUGGAAAUUCCAUUAAAAGGUCUGAUCGAAAUAAAUCCAAUAGAAAAAGAAUAUCUUGAACCUUAUCGUCUUUAUCUUUCUCAAGCUCAAUUAUAUCAAAGUGAUACUUUACAAGGUAUAUCAACUAAACCGAAAUGCGUUUUGUGUACUGUACCGGAUUGCGAAGGACCGCUGAGGAGAGGCGCGGAAGGUGAAAGAUUAGAUGGGAGAGGUGGGAUGGAAGGGAAACAUGUGGUUGGUUGUGGACAUGAAAUAGGUAGAAAAGUUUGGGGAUGGGGAGAGUAG
This is a messenger RNA of Tremella mesenterica DSM 1558, 2205 nucleotides long. RefSeq lists its product as uncharacterized. The coding region runs from base 1 to 2205 and encodes 734 amino acids. Lineage: Eukaryota; Fungi; Basidiomycota; Tremellomycetes; Tremellales; Tremellaceae. The record is from RefSeq and is a predicted model, not a curated record. The transcript has 6 exons.